Molecule: messenger RNA, 3773 nt
Organism: Prunus avium (sweet cherry)
Lineage: Eukaryota; Viridiplantae; Streptophyta; Magnoliopsida; Rosales; Rosaceae
Source: RefSeq, a predicted model, not a curated record
AUUGAAAAUUGUUGCUCUCUUCUCUUGUGCAUGUUUAAAUAGGCACAAACUUUUCCAAGCAGAGCAGAGCAGAGGGUCUUGCAUUGCAUUGCAUUGCACCAGUCCUCUGCAUCACCGGCAAAACUGAGAUAUUUUAAUUUCCAAGAAUUUGAACUGACAAAGUGCAGAAAACCAGCAAGGAAAUUAAAAAAAGAAAUAAAAUAGAAGGAAUAGAGAAAGCCAAAGGUUCUUCAACAGAAAUCUACCAUAGCUUGAGCAGAAGAAGAAGCAGAAAGCAGGGGGGUGAGCAUGGAGGAUGUGUUUUUAAGCACCACGCCCUCUCGACGAAACAUUCGAAUGGAUGAAGACGAAGAAGCUCUGAUAUGGGCAGCCAUUGAGAAAUUGCCAACAUAUAAUCGGUUAAGAACAAGCAUCAUCAAGUCCUUCGUCGAAACCGAUGAUGAUGAUGCUCAAGGAAACAAGACCAACAAAGUCAUACACAAGGAAGUGAACGUUCUGAAGCUCAACAUAGCCGACCGUCAAACAUUUAUUGACACCACUUUUAAGGUUGCAGAAGAAGAUAAUGAGAGGUUCUUGAAAAUGUUCAGAAGUAGAAUUGAUAAGGUUGGGAUCAAACUUCCCACAGUGGAAGUUAGGUUUGAGCAUUUGACAGUGGAAGCCAAUUGCCAUGUUGGCACCAGAGCUAUUCCCACCCUCCCAAAUGUGACUCGGAACAUCGCAGAAUCAACUCUUGGUUUAAUAGGGAUCAAAAUGGCUAAGAGAACAAAUCUAACAAUUCUCAAGGAUGCCUCUGGCAUUAUCAAACCAUCAAGGAUGACCCUUCUAUUAGGCCCCCCAUCUUCAGGGAAAACAACCGUUUUGCUGGCAUUAGCUGGGAAGUUGGACCCAAGCUUGAAGGUUAGAGGAGAAAUCACUUACAAUGGAUAUAGGCUGAAUGAAUUUGUGCCACAGAAGACAUCUGCAUAUAUUAGCCAAAAUGAUGUUCAUAUGGGAGAAUUGACAGUCAAAGAAACUCUAGACUUUUCGGCAAGGUGCCAAGGGGUUGGGACGAGAUAUGAACUUCUUUCUGAGCUUGCUAGAAGAGAGAAGGAGGCAGGAAUAUUUCCAGAGCCAGAAGUAGACCUUUUCAUUAAGGCUACUUCAAAGGGAGGAGUUGAGAGCAGUCUCAUUACUGACUAUACUCUCAGAAUGUUGGGGCUUGAUAUAUGCAAGGAUACCCUUGUAGGAGAUCAGAUGCAGAGAGGGAUAUCUGGCGGGCAAAGAAAACGAGUUACCACAGGUGAGAUGAUUGUUGGGCCUACAAAAACAUUGUUCAUGGAUGAGAUAUCAACGGGUCUUGAUAGCUCCACGACACAUCAAAUAGUUAAGUGCUUGCAGCAAAUCGUACACAUUACCGAGGCCACAAUCUUGAUGUCCCUACUCCAACCUGCUCCUGAGACGUUUGAUCUCUUUGAUGAUAUCAUCCUCUUAUCAGAGGGCAAGAUCAUCUACCAAGGGCCACGUGAGCACGUAUUGGAGUUCUUUGAGAGCUGUGGAUUUCGAUGCCCCGAGAGAAAGGGAACUGCUGAUUUCCUGCAAGAGGUUACCUCAAGGAAAGACCAAGAGCAAUAUUGGGGGGACAGAAGCAAGCCAUACCAAUACAUAACCGUCACUGAAUUCGCAAACCGAUUCAAGCAAUUCCAUGUCGGCAUGUGUCUUGAGAAUGAGCUCUCAAUCCCUUUCAAUAAGGCCCAAGGCCAUGGAGCAGCCCUUGUAGUCAAAAGAUAUUCAUUACCCAGAAUGGAAUUUCUGAAGGCCUCUUUUGACAAGGAAUGGCUACUUAUAAAGAGGAACUCUUUUGUUUACAUUUUCAAGAUGGUCCAAAGCAUUGUAGCGGCAUUUGUAGUCACGACCCUAUUCUUGAGGACGCAAAUGCACACUAGAAAUGAAGAUGAUGGUGCACUAUAUAUUGGUGCACUUCUGUAUUCCAUAAUCCAUAACAUGUUCAGUGGUUAUGCUGAGCUCACAUUGGUCAUUGCAAGACUCCCUGUAUUUUACAAGCAUAGAGACCUUCUUUUCCAACCUGCUUGGGCUUUCACUCUCCCAUCUGUCCUACUCCGGAUUCCUAUAUCUCUUUUUGAAUCCACUGUUUGGGUGGGCAUUACAUAUUACACCAUCGGAUUUGCACCUGAAGCCAGCAGGUUUUUCCAGCAACUACUGCUGAUAUUUCUGCUGCAACAGAUGGCUUCAGGGAUGUUUUGGCUUAUUGCUGGAGUCUGCAGGACCACGAUCAUCGCCAACACUGGCGGGUCUCUCGUUCUGCUCAUUGUUUUAAUGCUUGGGGGUUUCAUAAUUCCUCGAGGUGAAAUUCCGAAGUGGUGGCGGUGGGGCUACUGGGUUUCACCUAUGACAUAUUGUUUCAAUGCUAUUACUGUAAAAGAAAUGUUUGCUCCGAGGUGGAUGAACAAAAUGGCUUCAGAUAAUGCUACCGCAUUGGGUGUAGCAGUGCUUGAGAUAUUUGAUGUUGUCCCUGACAAAAACUGGUUUUGGAUUGGCUCUGCAGCUGUUCUGGGGUUUGCAGUUCUGUUCAACAUCCUUUACACCCUCACACUUACGUACCUAAAUCCUCUUGGAAAGCCACAAGCCAUAAUAUCUGAAGAAGUAGCAGAGGAAAUAGAAGCAGACCAAUCAAAGGAAGAACCAAGACUUAGAAGACCCCAAUCAAAGAAAGAUUCAUUUUCUCAAUCAUUAACUUCUUUUGAUGGAAACAAUUUAAGAGAAAUGGAAAUCCAGCGGAUGAGCAGUCGAUCUAAUGCCAAUGGACUAAGUAGAAAUCCUGAUUCAACUCUUGAAGUACCCAAUGGUGUUGCCCCUAAGAGAGGAAUGGUUCUUCCUUUCACUCCCCUUGCAAUGUCCUUCGAUAGUGUAAAUUACUUUGUGGACAUGCCCCCGGAAAUGAAAGAAGAAGGAGUAAAAGAGGACAGGCUUCAGCUACUUUGUGAAGUAACUGGUGCAUUUAGGCCCGGGGUCUUGACAGCUCUAAUGGGAGUCAGCGGGGCUGGGAAGACGACUUUGAUGGAUGUCUUAGCAGGAAGAAAGACAGGUGGCCACAUUGAAGGUGAUAUUAGAAUUUCUGGCUUCCCUAAGAAACAAGAAACUUUUGCAAGAAUUUCUGGUUACUGUGAACAAAAUGAUAUCCAUUCACCGCAAGUCACUGUCAAAGAAUCUUUGAUUUACUCAGCUUUCCUUAGGCUCCCUAAAGAAGUCAGCAACGAGGAAAAGAUGACUUUUUUAGAAGAAGUGAUGGCAUUGGUCGAGCUAGACAAUCUAAAGGAUGCUUUAGUAGGGAUUCCAGGAAUUACAGGGUUGUCCACUGAACAAAGAAAGAGGUUAACAAUUGCAGUCGAACUUGUUGCCAAUCCCUCAAUCAUUUUCAUGGAUGAACCCACAUCAGGUCUUGAUGCAAGGGCAGCUGCCAUUGUUAUGAGGGCUGUUAGAAAUACCGUGGACACCGGGAGAACAGUUGUCUGCACAAUUCAUCAGCCUAGCAUAGAUAUCUUCGAGGCCUUUGAUGAGCUGCUACUCGUGAAGAGAGGAGGACAAGUGAUCUACUCAGGACCAUUGGGCCGCAAUUCUCACAAGAUCAUCAAAUAUUUUGAGGCAGUUCCUGGAGUGCCAAAAAUUAAAGAGAGGUAUAAUCCAGCCACAUGGAUGCUAGAGGUGAGCUCAGUAGUGACCGAGUUCCGACUUGGAAUUGACUUUGCACAACACUUCAAAUCAUCUUUUUUGCAUCA